Aphanomyces astaci is the source of this 1449-nucleotide messenger RNA. RefSeq lists its product as hypothetical. NCBI's taxonomy places the organism in Eukaryota, Oomycota, Saprolegniomycetes, Saprolegniales, Verrucalvaceae. Gene Ontology annotation, molecular function: DNA binding. Bases 1 to 1449 code for a protein of 482 amino acids. Gene Ontology annotation, biological process: DNA integration; DNA recombination. The record is from RefSeq and is a predicted model, not a curated record. The transcript has a single exon.
AUGGACGCGAUACCAACGAAGGAAGCGAUCCAGGACGCAUUCCACGGGACCUCGACCCGGCGUACGUACUCAACGUAUCAGCGUCAAUUCCUCGAAUACUUCCAGCGUGCGAACAGUGGAAAGGACCCAUGUGCCGCUACGACGGGAGACUGUACAGACUUCCUGCACCAUCUGUAUUCCUUAGGACGGAAAGCCCGUACAAUUGACUGUGCAAAGACAGCAAUGGUGGCGUUCUUCAAGGAACGGCGUGUCGAACCGAACCCCGCACAAGCAACAGCGACUAAGCGCUACGUUGUAGGCCUGCAGAAAUUCAACAGACAGAACAAUGUGGAUGACGAGAAGAAGGCGCAUCCGCUCUCGGCUCACGAGCUGUCGCUCCUCAUGAACUCGUUUGGCGACCUGAAUCCAUUUGUCGGAACUAUGUUUCGCUUUUUGUUCUCCAUGUGCUAUCUGGGAUGCUUUCGUAUCAGCGAGGUCCUUGCACUGCGCUGGUUCGACUUGGCACGAGCUCAGUCGGAGACUGGCGUCCAUGUGUCAGUGCGUUUACGGUGGCACAAGAAGGCCAGCGUUGAACAGGACUGUCAAAUCUACAAUCUUGUCGACGAGGUGACGUACCCAUGCCUUCGUGUGUGUGGCUUCUAUGACGACUACCUUUCCAUGGUGAAAGCAACGAUGAUGAAUGUGGCUGACAACGCUGUGGUCUUUCCUCAAGUAACACAUCAACACAAUGGUACGAUCAAGGUUUCGUGGGACAAGGCCAUGGAACAGAACUACUUGCGGCGCUGUCUGAAUGAUGCCGUUGAACGAUGUCCGCAGUUGUCGACCAACGUCUCGUUGCACAGCAUGCGUCGAGGCGGGAGUUUCUACCGUGUCUUUGAGUCCCAAGACAAGCGAUUCAAUUUCCGCGAAUUAAUGGCAUGGUGCCGUUGGGGUGACGCGAAGACUUGCUGUGAAUACCUUGUGACGAAGAACCUCAGUGACGAGGUUGACCCACGAAACCUGCUUUUGAAUUCCAUGCGAGCUCGAACGACACUGGUGCCGGCCCACCCUCAGGUGCCAUCGGCCGACGCAAUUGCUGAAGCAGUGAUGAAAAUGCUCCAAGAUCAGAAGCCUGCACAGCCCAGCAAGACAACAUCGGCGACAAAGCAGACAACAUUGGACGUUUUCGUCGUGCCAAAGACCAUCCCAUCAGCCCGGUCAGCGCAUGAAGCGUGGUGUCAGUGGUUUUACGCCGAUGUCCCGGCAGGCCGACCAUGUGCUCUGAAGGAUUUCACAAAGGAGAUGAUCAAGGCGGACCGCAAGAAGUACUCGGAACGAGUGACACUCUCGCUUGCUUUUAAGAAGUUCCAGACCUACGAGCUGUUUGAAAGCGCAUAUGCAGGGCACACAGAGACGUACAGUAGUGUUCUUAAGGAAGCUCGCCAGAGGAAGAGAGAAAAUAAGUUGUAA